Molecule: messenger RNA, 2445 nt
Organism: Cyphellophora europaea CBS 101466
Lineage: Eukaryota; Fungi; Ascomycota; Eurotiomycetes; Chaetothyriales; Cyphellophoraceae
Exons: 2
Coding region: 1-2445 (814 amino acids)
Biological process (GO): regulation of DNA-templated transcription; DNA-templated transcription
Molecular function (GO): DNA-binding transcription factor activity, RNA polymerase II-specific; DNA binding; zinc ion binding
Source: RefSeq, a predicted model, not a curated record
AUGACGGACCCAGGCUCCAAUCCUCUCAAGAGGCCACCUACUGCCGACGACAGUCCUCUUUCCAAAAAGGUCAAGCAGGCCGAAGAGCCUGCGCAGUAUAGCGAUGCCGUUAGAAAAAAGCUGGCUUCCACGUCUCGCACGGGCCAGGCCUGUGACCGGUGCAAGGAGCGAAAGAUGAAAUGCGACACGAACCCUGUCGCUUGCGGUCCUUGCCAAAGCAAAGGUCUCAGAUGCUAUACGACCGAUCGCGUCACCGGCCACGCGCGCGAACGAGGUCAGACUGACCGCGCUGAGGGUGAACUUAUGUACCUGCGAGAACAGCUCAAUGCAUACCAGACUCGAUAUGGACCACUCAGGUCAGAUGACGCGCUGGCGAGAAGAUCAAGCAGCGAUCAGACGGCACUACAGGUUCCGUCGUUUCGCUACGUUGGGUGGCCGGCACCCGACAAUAUCGAGCCCUUGUGUAAAGGCCCGGUCAAUGGCACGAAAGUCGACAUAAUGGACGGGAUCAUAGAUGUGGCGGAUUUUGACUGCGACGUUAUGAGAGAGCCUUCUGGAGGACAGCAGGUCUUCAAUGCUUCCAGAACCUCGAUCGUGAGUACAGUGUUUGGCUAUCAACGGGUUGACGACCCAAGGUUGCCUUCCAAGAAGGAAGCCGUCGGCCUCAUCGACAGCUUCUUGGUCGUCAUGACGCAGUACUUUCCUGUUCUACAUCGGCCUACAUUCAAAGACCUAGUCAACCGCUUCUACGAUCAGCCAUCGACCGUGUCUAUACCAGAACGGGUCCAGGUAGUGUUGGCUCUGGCUACCAUGACUCAACAGCUUGCUGUCAGAAAUCACGAUCUCUUUACGGAAAUGUAUGAGAAGUCUCAUCGUCUGCUACACUACGCGCUCGGUUUCUAUCGCGAUAUAUACCACGAUACGGGCCUCAAAGCCAUGCAAGCUUUAGCGCUGUUAGUUCUCUAUUGCCGGAACCUGCCUAAGCCCGGUGUCACUUGGUCCUUCAGUCAUCAGGUGCUCGUCCGGGCCAUUGAGCUCCAGUAUCACCGCGACCCUGACAAGGCGGUCGGAUCUUUACCGCCGGACGAGAGAAGCGUAUUGGCCAAAGAGUUGAGAAAGCGCGUCUUCCACGCAGUGCUCGGAGUCUGUGUCACAACGGGGUGUCGCGUGGGACUACCUGCACCUUGGCAGUUCCAGCACCUAGAUGUGCCUCUGCCUCUGAUUAUCACUGAUGGCGAGAUCAGUGCGUCAGGUCUGGCGGCAAGUCGAAGCGGACAAUGCGACUAUCAUCCGGCAAACCAGCUCUCGAAACUAAUACCACUUCUGACAGAGCUAUACAAUUAUGUCCUGUGCGUACGGCGACCUCCAGCCGAAUAUCUCAAGACCGUCGAAGCCUUGAAUAAUAAAAUAAUGGCCUGGCGGCAAGACUGGGACGACUGCAUGAGGACGGCUCAACCACUGCAUGUCAACCUGACUGUUGCAACUCUUUUGAUGGAUCAGUGGGCUGCCGAAUACCAGCUGACUCUGCAUCACCCAGCUUGUUGUACCUCGAAUGACCCGCAAGUUCUCGAUCGGCAUCUAGAGAUCUGCCACAAGGCUGCGCGGCGACUACUGUCGACCUUCCAUACUCUCUCCAAGGAUUACAAAGGCGUUGAUUUCACAUGGCAUUCAACAGGCCCAUUUGCAAUGGGUUUCGGUAUCACACUUUACUAUUACAGAAGACGUCUGGCACCUGUCUCCAAGGAUCAGUUCGAGACCAUAUGCAAUGAGAUCAAGGGAUGGUUAUCACUGGUGGCAUAUGCUGACGUGGUGAUGAAGACAAACAACCAUUUACAGCAUAUCUUCCGACCCCGUGCUCAAGCAAUUGAGAACGAGUACAGAAAGAUGGUCAUCGAGUCGUCGGGGCUCACGCCCAACAGCACAUUCCAAGCGGUCAAUGGUACCGCCCAAAAGUCACAGAUCAAAGCUGAGCCAAGCCCACAAGCUAUGUCAGGUGGAAGGACAUUGAAUGGACCGUCGCCGACAACAGGCCAACCCAGUCCGUUCGCGCCACCUCCACCUACACCACCAUUCAAUUCAGCACCGGGCACAAUGCCUGGUACUGGGCAAUGGCAACAGUCAAUGAGCAACAUGCAUUUUGCUCAGAAUGCUUCGGUGAUGCACGGCUAUUCGACGUAUACCCAGGCUCCUCCUGUGCAAAUGACGCAGAGCUCGCAUCCGCACCCGGAUCAGCAAUACCAAUCCAUUCCAGUGUCGUUAGCACCAAUCCUCAACAAUCCGCAGGCCGGGUACGCAAGCUACCCUAAUCCGUCUCAGGCUCCAACACAGACUGCUGGACCGUCUAUGGCCGACUACUCUAUGAUGGCUUUUUCACCGAAUCACUACUACGACAGCACUGGCCCUGUGUCAUGGCCACUCAUCACGAUGCCGCCUGGACAGCAAUAA